This is a messenger RNA of Pseudonaja textilis, 1392 nucleotides long. It is a transcript of the gene NECAP2, whose product is annotated as NECAP endocytosis associated 2. The record is from RefSeq and is a predicted model, not a curated record. Gene Ontology annotation, biological process: endocytosis. Lineage: Eukaryota; Metazoa; Chordata; Lepidosauria; Squamata; Elapidae. Gene Ontology annotation, cellular component: clathrin vesicle coat; membrane.
CUGCGCAUGCCCGGAAGAGCCCAGCGUUCCGGUGGAGGGGGGGGUAAGAUGGCGGAAGCCGAAGACUACGAGUCCGUCUUGUGCGUCAAGCCGGAGGUCCACGUCUACCGGGUGCCCCCGCGCGCCUCCAACCGCGGCUACCGUGCCGCGGAGUGGCAGCUGGACCAGCCGGCCUGGAGCGGCCGAAUGCGCAUCACAGCCCGGGGCAGCGUGGCCUUCAUUAAGCUGGAGGACAAGAACUCGGGAGAGCUUUUCGCCCAGGCUUCCGUGGACCAGUUUCCUGGCAUCGCCGUGGAGGGCGUGACGGACUCGAGCCGGUACUUUGUCAUCCGGGUCGAAGAUGGGAAUGGUACGACUGGGCGCCGUGCAUUCAUCGGAAUUGGCUUUGUUGACCGCGGUGAUGCUUUUGACUUCAAUGUGGCGCUGCAAGAUCAUUUCAAGUGGGUCAAACAACAGAAUGAGUUGGCCAAAGAAGCCCAAAACCCAACCCCGGUGCCCAAACUUGACCUGGGCUUCAAGGAAGGGCAGACCAUCAAGCUCAGCAUUGCGAACAUGAAAAAAAAGGAUGGCUCCUCGGGAAGUAGGCCACGAACUUCUGACUCCACAGGACUCCCCCUUCUUCCCCCGCCUCCAGGGGGAAAGAUCCCCUUCCUCCCCACGCCUGGAGAGCAGCUUCUCUUGCCUCUUCCGGGACCCUCAGCAGACACCACCCAAACAGAUGUUGCCGGGUCUCGGACCUCACAGCCGCCAAGUUCUUCAAGAGAAGUUUCUGCAGACAUCUGGGGGGAUUUCACCCAAGCUUCUGGGUCCGGCUCUCAGCCUCAGCAGAACUCGGGUUGGGUCCAGUUCUGAAGCAGAAGGGAAGGCCCAAAGGCCAAGGAGAGGAACUCCUUUCGGAGGCCAGAGACCGGGAGAUGGGCCGUGCCUCGCUGGCUCUCCCAACAGAUCCUCUGCCUGGAUGGGUUUGACUUUGGCUUUGGACCUUGUGGCAAAGCAGAGGAGGGGGCUCCCUGCAAAUCGUCUGGCUCUCUCUUCCACCGGCACCUGGGACUUGUGUGUGUGUGUGUUUGUGUGUGUGUAGGGGGCUGCAGUGGCUCAAAUGCCAGCCUGUUGCUUACGAAGCGGAGAUCUUCUCGCCUGCUCUUCUGUCUCUCUUCCUUCCCAAGAGGAGCAAUGUACUUUGGAGGGCGGGGAGGGAAUGGUCGUGCCAGGACAACCAACAAUGUUGGGUUAGGGUCAGAGCCCAAAGGGUUGGGAAGUAGCCUUUGGAGGGACUCUGCCCCGCGGGGGCUUGGGCGCGUCGUUUUCUCUUUCCGGGACUCCACGCGCGGUGGUGGCGGCGGCGUCUUCUUCUCCUGCACUCCGUGUCCCGAAUAAAAACCUUUCUUGCCA